Tachysurus vachellii is the source of this 1733-nucleotide messenger RNA. RefSeq names its product ALG14 UDP-N-acetylglucosaminyltransferase subunit (gene alg14). The transcript is spliced from 4 exons. The record is from RefSeq and is a predicted model, not a curated record. NCBI's taxonomy places the organism in Eukaryota, Metazoa, Chordata, Actinopteri, Siluriformes, Bagridae. Gene Ontology annotation, biological process: dolichol-linked oligosaccharide biosynthetic process. The coding region runs from base 335 to 1009 and encodes 224 amino acids. Gene Ontology annotation, cellular component: UDP-N-acetylglucosamine transferase complex.
UAUGACGUAAUAACAUGGCGGAUUUGCUAGCUGGGCUUUGACCUGUCAUUUUUCUUUUUAUUUUAUGAGACUUGUGUUAUUCAAAUCGUCCUAAAAAAAAAAAAUCCACGCAUCUGUUUACUCGCAGUGUUUUGUUGCUUCGGAAGCGCCAUACUAAAGCUCCGUGUCAUUUAUGUGCUUACUUUCUCCUCUGUAGGGGCUGUAAUAAAGGACCCAGCAGCCUAUUUAGUGAACUACAGAAUACAGUGGACGCCGUUUGGGACGCGGCCUUAGCUCGAGUUUCUUCAGCUGUUACUGUUACCUGUAUUUUAUUUACAUUUCUAGACCAUUCAUUAUGCAUUAUGAUCGUUUUAUGAUCGUUUCAGCAUCCUGUGCAGUUUUAUGUGGUGUUUUUAUGGUCUUAAUGCUUUUUCUGUUGCGUUUAAUCACCGUCUUGCGGUCUGGUGCAGAAUGUAAACCUGCUACAAAGGGCUCGGUUUGUGUUCUUAUUGUGGCCGGAUCAGGUGGACACACGUCAGAGAUCAUUCGUCUGAUGGGGAGUUUGUCUCUGUCUUACACCCCACGCCAUUAUGUGAUAGCAGACACUGACAAGAUGAGUGAAGAAAAGAUUCGGACAUUUGAAGCAUCCAAAGAGAAAAGCAGCACUCAAGCGCAGUUUACCAUUCAUCGGAUCCCACGCAGUCGAGAAGUCCGUCAGUCAUGGAGCUCCUCGGUGCUCAGUACGCUGUACGCUCAGCUCUACUCGCUCCCUCUGGUCUUCAGACUCAAGCCUGAUAUGGUGCUGUGUAAUGGGCCUGGGACCUGCAUACCUCUGUGUACAGCUGGAUUGCUUUCAGGGAUCCUGGGGUUUAAGAGGGUCUUGCUGGUGUAUGUGGAGAGUAUAUGCCGUGUGGAGAGCCUCUCCCUGUCUGGAAAGAUCCUUUACCACUUCGCUGACUACUUCUUUGUGCAGUGGAAGCCUCUGAAAGCCAAAUAUCCCAAAUCAAUCUACAUUGGGAGGAUAGUAUGAGUGGAAAACUUGACUCAAAAGAACAUUAUCAUUUUGUAAUUAGUUUGGUACAGUGACCUUUUUUCAGUCAUAUGUAUGUUUUUUCAGUUUUGCUUUUUAUAUUGACUUCCUGGUUAAUUAUAGACACUGUUACUAGAAUGUACUAUUUUAUGUUACAGUGAGCUAAGGAAUGACAUGUGCUAUGAUUUAUGCAGUGUAUGUCCUCAUGCCCUUGUGGUUGCUUAGGUGCAGCUGAAAAUCUUGUUGCACAAACAGGCCUUGCAUUCAGUCUUUUCAUUUUCCUACCGAGAAACCAAGGCCAGAUUUGAUGUACAGAAGCCUGGCUGCGGAAAAGUGCUGUGAUGAAAACACAAUCAGUGCAGCUAAACUAAACACCACACCAUGUCAGAUAUACAUGUGAAAACUGACACAUUUUCAUGUAGUUCAGGUAAAUCUUCAACCUGAACAAGAUAGAACUGUAUCAGCUGACCUUUGGGUUUUGUUUUUGUUUUUUUAAAUAGCUGAAUUCAAUACAACUGCUAUAGAGAUUUCUUUUGCCUUCGUGCUCAGUGUUCACUCUGAAGAAGUCUGGAGCUGCAUUGUGAGGUUUCCUGUUCUUACUGUUACUACUGCCACAGAUACUGGCAGAGGUCCAAAGUAAGUGGCAUGAAUAAUUGAUGUGUAUUAUUUUGCAGUUGGGGGGGCCUGCAAAAAAAAAAGAAUAAAGUUUCUAUUUUUGACCUAA